Selaginella moellendorffii is the source of this 1942-nucleotide messenger RNA. RefSeq lists its product as uncharacterized. Gene Ontology annotation, biological process: negative regulation of abscisic acid-activated signaling pathway. Lineage: Eukaryota; Viridiplantae; Streptophyta; Lycopodiopsida; Selaginellales; Selaginellaceae. The coding region runs from base 424 to 1644 and encodes 406 amino acids. The record is from RefSeq and is a predicted model, not a curated record. The transcript is spliced from 2 exons.
CCCAAAUUUGUACGGCUAGAGAAAACCCAUCUUCUUGAACCCUUGGCGGAGUGGUAGUGUGUAGCGCUUCCAUUUCUUUGCUUUCUCUCUCGAUCUUCGCUAUAAUCUCUCCUCCCUUCCAAUCCAUUCCACUCCUCGUCCGCGGCGGCAAAUUCUGGCCAGAUCAAGAUUCGUCGCGAGGAGCCUCGGAUUAGAUAGAUCGAUUCCUUUCUUUGCCGCGGCCGCGACGCUAAUCGAUCCGUGGCGCUAGAUAGUUGCGAUAUUUCGGGGCUGGAAGGAAGAAAGAUCGCAUCGCUUGGCUUGGAUUCCAAGGCUGUGACGAAGAAGAAGACGAAGAAGAAGAAGAAGAAGAAAGAGAUUUCGCAAGAGAGGGGGAAGGGUCUUUGUCGGCGGCAAUAGCUUCGCUCGCGCGGCGAGAGCUCGAUGUCAACAACGGAGCUGAGCCACGCCUGGGGCGGCCAAGACGAUGCAUCGCGGCGAUUCAAGAGGUCAGCUUUGGAUCUGAGCUUGAGCAUUGGUGAUUUCCAGACGAAAAGACUCCACCAGGAGGAAGGGGACGAUCUUCCUCUCGCUCGCUUUGGCUCUCACCCCAUCCUCUCGCCCGGCCAGGCCAUUCUUUUGGAGGUCAAGCCCGACGAGAGCUGCUGGACGCGGGAUCAUCCCAAAUUCCAGGAAUCGCCCAAAGAUUUGGAUUCUUGCAGCGGCACCAAUCAAUCCAAGCCCAGCGCCUCCGGGGACGUGGAAUGCAGCAGCCGGGAUUGGAUGUCGAGCCCUCCUCUCUUCGACAGUGCCAAGAGGCCGGCUCCUCCUCACGAUCAUCACCAUCAAGGCUUGGUAGGAGGAGGGAUGAUCUCAGUUCCUCCUCCAUCUCUCGAUUCCUCGCCGACGGCUUUCGGCGGCCAGGCGUCCGAGCCGCGGGUCUUCCCUUGCCCGUAUUGCCAGCGCAAGUUCACGAGCUCGCAAGCGCUGGGCGGCCACCAAAACGCCCACAAGAGGGAGCGCACCGCGGCGAGGCAAGCGCAGCGAUCUCACAGCCUCGCGCAGGCCUACCGCCACAUCCACUCGCCCAUCCUGGGCUCCGGGGCCAGCUCCCUCGACAGGAAUCUCGGGGUGAAAGCCCACUCGGCCGCGCAUCUCACCGCCACCACGCUGAUCGAGAACGCUGUGCGAUCGGCGAAUGGUGGCGGCGGGGGAAGCCCAGCGCCGGCUCUCCCGACCGGGCACCACGGAUGGCUGCGACCAGCCUCGAUCUCAUUGCAGCCGGCGGUGGGGAAGUAUCUGGGCGGAGGAGGAGGAGGAGGAGGGAUGAGGAGCGGUGCUCGGUUUGAGGAUCUGGUUGGAGGGGGCAGGGGAUUUGGAGCAAGCUUCCUCGACGAGGAUCUUCCGGGCGGCAAGUGGCCGCGGAGCUUUUAUCAGAACGUUCAUGUGGCAGUGGCCGAGGACAAUGCCACCACCACCGCCACCACCACGGCUCACAAGCAGAGUACCACGGCUACGAACUUGGAAGAUUUGGCGAGGGAUGGAGAGCGGAGUGGCGGUGGCGGAGGUGGCGGAGGUGGUGGCGGCGGCGGGGGGCUGUUUCAGUUGGAUUUGUCGCUGCGGUUGGGAUCUUUGUGCUCGUCGCAGACGUGUGAUCCGAUUUGAUCCAGAGUUUCCUGGCGAUGGUGGUGGUGCUGUAAAUGGACACGAGGUGGAGAGAAGGAAAGUUGCAGUGACUUCUUCUCGAGGCUCUACAACUUUUUGCGGAGAUUACGACUCAACGCGAAGGCUCCGGCUCCAUGGAGAGAAAAGGGCUCCGGGACACGUUCUUCGCGAGCUCGCAACUUUUCUUUUCCAGAGUGUUUGAGUCCGAUCAAGGAUCAAAGUUUCCAUUUUUACUUCCCUCUUUUUAAGUCGAGAAGGCAGGCUGGACAAUGCAAGAUCUAGUCUCUCUUCUUGUGUA